This is a messenger RNA of Rotaria sordida, 3159 nucleotides long. The record is from the annotation of a GenBank genome assembly. Lineage: Eukaryota; Metazoa; Rotifera; Eurotatoria; Philodinida; Philodinidae.
AUGAUGGCUAAUGAUGAACGAAAAUUAGCUACAUCAUCACUCAUACCAUUAGAGAUCGAUCCUGCAAGUAUAUUGAGUUUAUCAAAAGGUGUUAUAUUUGAUACAAUUGUUCAUAAUGUUGAAUAUACAUUCAAUAAUCGACGUACAGAUCCUUUACCAUGGAAACUUGUUGGAAUGUCUCUCAUAUGUGAUCCAAGUCGAAAUAAAAAAUAUAUGCAAAAACUUCAAAAAAUGCAGUGUGUUCCAUCAGUUAUAUGUACACAAAUAUAUCAUUCAAAACUUGUAAAAACAGAAUCCGGUGCAUUGACAACACCAGGACGAAAAAUUGUUAUUCCAACUGUUCUACGUAAACGAUUAACAGGUAUUAUUAUCUGUCGCUCAAUCGAUGAAUUAUUAUAUAUGGAAUCUUCAAAUACAGAAAAUGUUCAUUUUAUACAAUAUAAAUUAUUAUCUUAUGAACGUAUUGCAACACGUGAAGUUGUAAAUGGACCAAAAUUACCAUCAAUUGGAGAUAAAAUUAUUAAAACAGUUUUUGAUUUUGAACUAACUCAAAAUAAUGGUUUUCCACGACAAUUAUUACCUGUUGCAAUAAUAUCAUUUGCAAGACAAGAAGGUUGUGAUUUAUGUUUAUCAAUUCGAAAUUUUCUUAAAUUAGAUGAACAUAAAAUAUUCGAUAAAUCAUAUCUUGUAACAUCAACAAAUGUUGAAUUCGAUCGUUUACGUGAAGAACAAGAAAGAAAAGAAGAUGCCGAAGCUGAACAAGAAGUAGCUUGGGAAAAAAUUCAACCACGACAACCACUUGCUGAUUUAUCGAAAAAGACUACCGAUACUGGAAAUGCUCGAUCAACAUCGACACCACAACCACAUCCACGUAUACCACCUUUGACAAUAAAAAUUCAUCGUCCACCAGAACAACCAUUAAAACCAGUUGUUUCCAGUGUACCACUUGAUUUAAAAUUUCAAUGUUUAGUUAAAUUGGAUAGAAUUGAUUUAUCUAUGUAUAAUAUUAGUAAUUUAUCAACUAUAUCACAAACAAAAAAUAAAAAGUCAAAUGAAUCAUCAAUAUCAUCAGAUGUAAUCAAUAAUAAAACAAAACCAUUUACUAUUAGUAAAUCACAUGAACACCAUAAACCAUUGAAACGUUUAAAUACUUCAGAACCAAAAAAACAAUUAACUCGUUCUUCCGAAGUUUCCAAAGAAAAAUCUAAUGAUAAAUCACUAUGUAUUCGUUUAUCAACAAAUAAUAUAACUAGAUCAUUGACUAAAGAUACAAUAAAUAGAAGUUCAUCAUCUAUUUCGUCAAUGUCAUCAAUAUAUGCUCCAAAACGAACAGUUGAAAAAGAUGUACCCAAAAAGAAAGUGAAACGACCAAUUUUACCACCUGAAUAUCGUUGUUCAAUCUCAUUGUCACGAAUUGAUUUAUCCAUGUACAAUCUUGAUUUACCCGCUAUUGUUACUUCAUCUAGUCCUUCUUCUAUGGAUAUCGAAUCGAUAGUGACAACAUCGCCAUCUGAUUCAACGUUAUCUGGACAACAAGAACAAUCUGCAAAUGUACCAGUCGAACAAGAAACUGAUCAAGAUACUAUUCAACCAAUGUUUACGAUGGGACAAGAAAAUGUUGAUGAGUCCGAGCAAGAAAUAACUUCCGCUAUUAAACAAUUUAAUGAUAUAAAUACGAAUGAAACUUUACAACCUAUCAUUGAUGAAUAUCUAUUAUCAGAUAUUAAUGAAUCGUCAUCAAUUACUACUAAUACCGUUCUACCAUUAUCUACGAUCGAAAUUUUACAACAAACGACCAAUGAAUCUAUACUACCUAUAAUCGAAGAAAUUUCACCAGUAUCUACAAACGAAAAUCUACCACAAACUACCGAUGAAUCUAUAUUACCUAUAAUCGAAGAAAUUUCACCAGUAUCUACAAACGAAGAUCGACAACAAACUACGAAUGAAUCUAUAUUACCUACAAUCGAAGAAAUUUCACCAGUAUCUACAAACGAAGAUCAACAAAAAACUACCAAUGAAUCUAUACUACCUAAAAUCGAAGAAAUUUCACCAAUACCUACAAACAAAGAUUUACCACAAACUACGAAUGAACUUGUACCAACUGUUAUCGAUAAAAUUCCAUCCGAGCCUAUGGAAGAUACUAAUGAAGUUCUCUUACCUACUACGAAUGAAGUUGUACCAACUAUUCAAAAUGAAGAAAAUAUACAAUCAAUAUCACCUUCUCCACGUGUUAGUUAUUCUCCAGAAUUACCACAACUGGAUGAUGAUCCAGUAGUAUUUUCACUCGAUAGUUUACAAAUUCCAGUAACUGAUACUUCGGAUACAAUUCCACAAGAUUGUAUUAUUAUUGUACCAUGUUCAGAUGACGACGAUGAUCUUGACGAUGAAGAAAUCAAUAAAAAUAAUAUUAAUAAAAAUGAUACAGAUAAUAAAACUCUCGAAUCUUUAUCUUCACCAUUUAAAAUGAAUAUAUCUCCUAUUUUAUCUAAUCCAUCAUUAAAACGUGUUCUAACAAAUACAAGUUCUUUAAAUUCUCAUCGUUCAUCAACAUCAUCAUGUUCAUCAAUAUCUACAUCUAUUUUUCAUAAUCAAAGUCCUCGAUUACCACUUCCUUUAAUUGAAAUUAUCAUACCACAAAAAAUUUUAAAUAAAAAACAACAUAAAUUAAAUCAAACAAUAACUUUUAAUCGAUUUAAUUUACAUAUACCAUUAUUUGUACAUGAACCAUUAAUUGAUCCUCGUUUAAUAUAUCGUUUACAAACUCUAACAACAGAUCUUCGUUGGCCUAGUUCUUGUAAUCAAUGUUCAAUAUCAGCACAACUUUCACCAUUAUUUCAUUCUUCAACACAAAUGAUAUCAUAUGAACAAAACUAUUUAUCAGAUUUUAUUGAUCCACGUCGUGAAUCAUUAAAACAAGCUAUAUUAAAUAUUAUAUAUCAACGUAUAAAAAUUUUAGUACCUCAUAUGUCCAUCAUGCAUUCGAAUCAAUUUCAAAAACUUUUAUUUGAACAAACUAUAUUUAAAACCAAUUGUUCAAUACAUCUUGAAUAUCUUUUACAUAAAAUAAAAAUAAUUGAUGAUAUAAAUUUUUUUCAUAUGAUUAAAAAUCAUGAAGAAUUUCAAUUAUCAUCUUCUCUCUUACAACUUAUUUUUACUUAA